Messenger RNA from Oncorhynchus gorbuscha (pink salmon), 4102 nucleotides. Its product is annotated as importin subunit alpha-6-like. Gene Ontology annotation, molecular function: nuclear import signal receptor activity; protein binding. The coding region runs from base 145 to 1758 and encodes 537 amino acids. The record is from RefSeq and is a predicted model, not a curated record. Gene Ontology annotation, cellular component: nucleoplasm; cytoplasm; nucleus. NCBI's taxonomy places the organism in Eukaryota, Metazoa, Chordata, Actinopteri, Salmoniformes, Salmonidae. Gene Ontology annotation, biological process: NLS-bearing protein import into nucleus. The transcript is spliced from 14 exons.
CUGGUUGUUGAUCCAAGGAGGGUUACUGGGAAAUUUUUAAGCGAUACAAGACGCCAUAUUGCUCUCAGCUGGACUCGGGAGUUUGCGUGAAGGAAAUAAUAAUACCUAGCUAUACCUAGGAGUUUCUGACAUUAUUUAUCUUAAAUGGAUGAGAUGGCAAGCCCAGGGAAUGACCGAAUGAAGAGUUACAAGAACAAAGCGCUGAACCCACAGGAGAUGCGCCGGAGGAGAGAGGAGGAGGGGAUCCAACUCCGCAAACAGAAGAGAGAAGAGCAGCUGUUCAAGAGGAGGAAUGUGUGUGUGCCCUCGGACGAUGAGUCCAUGUUGGAAUGCCCUGUCCAGGACCCUGACAUCAGCUCCACUGCACCAGUCUCAGGUGAAGGUGUCAUAACUCCAGACAUGAUCCAGAUGAUCUUCUCUGAGGAUCCAGACCAGCAGCUGAUUGCCACACAGAAAUUCAGGAAGUUACUCUCCAAAGAGCCCAACCCCCCCAUCGAUGAGGUCAUCCUCACCCCAGGGGUCGUCAAUAAGUUUGUGGAGUUCCUCAAGAGGAGUGAGAACUGCACUCUUCAGUUUGAGGCAGCCUGGGCCCUGACCAACAUUGCCUCUGGGACCUUCCUGCACACCAAGGUGGUUAUCGAGACGGGAGCCGUGCCCAUCUUCAUCGAGUUGCUCAACUCGGACUACGAGGACGUCCAGGAGCAGGCCGUGUGGGCCCUGGGGAACAUCGCUGGGGACAACGCAGAGUGCAGAGACUACGUUCUCAACUGUGGCAUCCUGCCCUCCUUACAACAGCUGCUGGCUAAAUCCAACCGUCUCACAACAACUAGGAAUGCUGUAUGGGCUCUGUCUAACCUGUGUAGAGGGAAGAACCCCCCUCCAGACUUCACCAAGGUGUCUCCCUGUCUGAGUGUGCUGUCCAGGCUGCUGUUCAGUAGUGACCCAGAUGUGUUGGCUGAUGCCUGCUGGGCUCUCUCUUACCUGUCUGACGGACCCAAUGACAAGAUACAGACCGUCAUCGACUCUGGGGUCUGCCGCAGACUGGUGGAGCUACUCAUGCACAGUGAUUAUAAGGUGGUCUCUCCUGCGCUGCGUGCUGUGGGAAACAUAGUGACAGGAGAUGACAUUCAGACUCAGGUGAUUCUGAACUGCUCGGCGUUGCCAUGCCUAUUACACCUGCUCAGCAGUCCCAAGGAGUCCAUCAAGAAGGAGGCCUGCUGGACUGUGUCUAACAUUACAGCUGGGAACAGAGCACAGAUCCAGACGGUGAUAGAUGCCAACAUCUUCCCAGUGCUGAUAGAGAUUCUUCAGAAGGCAGAGUUCCGUACCAGGAAGGAAGCAGCGUGGGCUAUAACCAACGCUACCUCUGGGGGCACUCCUGAGCAGAUCAGGUACCUGGUUAGUCUGAACACUAUCAAGCCCAUGUGUGACCUGCUGACAGUGAUGGACAGUAAGAUAGUGCAGGUGUCACUGAACGGCCUGGAGAACAUCCUGAGACUGGGAGAGCAGGAGGCCAAGCAGAACGGCACCGGCAUCAAUCCUUACUGUGCCCUCAUAGAGGAAGCCUAUGGUCUGGACAAGAUCGAGUUCUUGCAGAGCCAUGAGAAUCAGGAGAUCUACCAGAAGGCUUUUGACCUGAUCGAGCACUACUUUGGUGUGGAGGAGGAGGAUGCUAGCAUCGCCCCGCAGGUGGACCAGAACCAAGGCCAGUUUAUCUUCCAGCAACAGGACGGGCCCAUGGAGGGCUUCCAGCUCUAACCACACCUUGACCUUCACGCCACUGAGUAUCUACCCCCCCCCCUCCAGGGGAGUCCAGUCUCCAUAGGGCUGUUUAGACCUGAACUGAUGACACUACCCCAUCUCGCCUCUCUCACUGGACCCACCUGCUCUACCUCUCUCUCCAAAUCUUCCUCUCCUGCAAGGCUAGCCUUGCCCUGCCACAGCACCCUAUCUGGAAAUGGGCGAGAGAGGGAGCAUGAGAGAGAGAGAACCUGACUGACUGACUGAGGACAGCUCAUUCUUAGUGUUUGAGACUUCCUGGAGCUGUAUGCAGCGUGUGGGUUGUUUCUUUCUAUUGUAGACUAUACCGUCUGUGCAGUGGCCAGCCUCCUAACAUGGUAGGCAUAGGAAAGAAAGAGUUGGCUGAUAUUUUGUCUUACUCCCUAAAAUGUUUUUUUAUUUUAUAAUUUCCUGUGAUAUUAUUAUUAUUACGACACUGGUGUCUCAAUCACCCUCCAUAUCUCCUUUUUAAAUGUGAAACUACCUCUUCAGUCUUCAAAAAGAAAACAAAAGAUAUGAAGCAUUUUGACUGAGGAUUCUCUGGAUUUCACCAGAUAGUCCAAGUAAAACUCCUAUCCCAACUAGUGUCCUGAAGAGGUUUAGUGACUGUAUCAGCUCAUUUCCUAACUUCUUGUACCCUUUGACCAGAGCUGAGAGAACAGUUGGCUACAGACAGCCUACUGUUUUCGUUGGAGGAUGUACAUUGUGUCAAGAUGAUGUGUGUAUCCAGUGACAUUAUUAUUUAAGUUGGAAAGCAGGUGGACAUCUUUCUCUGGGGUCUCUCUUCAAUGAUAACAUUGACAAUGGUUGACCUGGAGAUUCCGAAUCUUAUUUAUUCUGUUGAAAUGUCUUUCAGUUCCUUGACCCUAGUUGCAAUAUUAACUUUAGCAUAACAGAACACCAGUUGCAUCAUACUGACCGCAGUAAUGUAGAUGCAUUGUGUAGGGAAACACUGCAUGUCACUUGCUGCAUUAGUCAGCAUAGCGUUCAGCCAGGCUUAUGCUUAUCUGUAACAACGUUACGGUAGGAUUGACACAACGUUAGGGUAACGUUGAGGAGUGUUCUGCUUGUGUGCGUGCUCCUUAUUGAAGCGCUGCCAGCCAGCCACAGUACAGUGCCAGACGGGUUAGGUUCAGUGACUAGUAUCUGUUGUGUGAUGCAGUGUCUGUCUGUAACAAUCUCCAGGUGAAUAAAAACACAGGCUCUCAGAGUUCUUUUGUAGUUGUGUUUUUUCCCGUCAUCUCACCAUGAUUUAUUAUGAUGUCAUGACUUAUUUGUUUUGCUGAAGUCUUUUUUUAAUUUAUCGGUGGUGGUUAACCUUACAUUGGACUUAACGCUAUUGGACGUUGAUAUAAAAUGCUCAGUUGAACUCGAGUGCUUUGUAUAUUAUAUAUACAUGUAAGAAAUUAUAUGGGGGAAAAAAUACCUACUAAUUGGAAGGGGUGAUUUAUUAAUUGCAGUAUAAUGUGUUUUCUGACUGAGAAAUGCAAUGUUGUACUUAUUGUUGAAUCUUUGCACACUUACCUGUUGCUGCUUUAUUCUGAUCUUUUGUUGGGUAUGUGUUUGUUUCCUGGUUCCCCUCACCUUUACAACUGCUUCUAGAACAUGUUUUGUUUUAAAACUGCUUCUAGAACAUGUUUUGUUAAGGACUCCUUACAUUUUUUUAAAACCUUUUUUUUUUAUAUAAAAAAUUAUAUGAACUCUUGAUUGGUGAAGGAAACCCAACCUGGCUAAACUGAACUGCUGAGCCUUUAUUAGUGUGUGACUACAAAUAUUUCAGCAUUCUACUUUUCUUUUAGUUUUAAACUCAUCACUCCUGAAUCCUGGCGCUUUACUUUUGGCGUGUUACAUUUUUGGAAAUUGAAAAUGCUGUAUACAUUGAGUACCAUAUUAAUUGAUCUUAGGCCUUGGAAAUUAUAUAUAUUUACGUGAGAUGGAAACAGUUUAGUGCUACAUUUUGUCAUGCACAUAAAAAAAAGUAUAGUUUUCUAAUAUUUCUUAUGUUUGUACGGUUGGAUGAUAUAUUAUUUUUAUGUUUUAGGUUGAUUUAUUUCUCCCCAUUUGGGAAUUGUUUUGGCUCUGAUACAGAGGCUAUAAGGACUGCUGUGGUAUUCUGUCCAGAAUUCUCUAGGUGGUUACCAUAUCAUGCCGCCAUUGUGGUUGUUUCCUUUAAUCCAAUGGACCACAGAGGGCUGUGUGUGAAGCUGGACUAAACAGCUCCUCUCUGUGUUACUCAUGGAGCUGUUGUCUGGCUCUCCUUUGAGGGGUUAAUAUGGAGUUCACUGUAAAAUAAUGAAUAAUAAAGAAAUACAAUGAUCUGUUA